Cavia porcellus (domestic guinea pig) is the source of this 2105-nucleotide messenger RNA. RefSeq names its product DNA polymerase epsilon 3, accessory subunit (gene Pole3). Gene Ontology annotation, biological process: heterochromatin formation; DNA damage response; leading strand elongation. Gene Ontology annotation, cellular component: CHRAC; epsilon DNA polymerase complex. The transcript is spliced from 4 exons. Gene Ontology annotation, molecular function: chromatin DNA binding; protein heterodimerization activity. NCBI's taxonomy places the organism in Eukaryota, Metazoa, Chordata, Mammalia, Rodentia, Caviidae. The coding region runs from base 123 to 566 and encodes 147 amino acids. The record is from RefSeq and is a predicted model, not a curated record.
GGCAACGUGGGGCAGGACGGGUGCCUCGGAGGGUCAGACCGUAGCGACGCGGGAAGUCUGGACAAGGUAGCAGCCAGAAGAAAAGGCCCGUAGCAGAGGAGCCUCGGGCCCCUGCGUUGGCAAUGGCGGAGAGGCCCGAGGACCUAAACCUGCCCAAUGCCGUCAUCACCAGGAUCAUCAAAGAAGCACUCCCGGAUGGUGUCAACAUCUCCAAGGAGGCCCGGAGCGCCAUCUCCCGCGCAGCCAGCGUUUUUGUGCUGUACGCCACAUCCUGUGCCAAUAACUUCGCAAUGAAAGGGAAACGCAAGACCCUCAAUGCCAGUGAUGUGCUCUCAGCCAUGGAAGAGAUGGAGUUCCAGCGAUUUAUUACCCCGUUGAAAGAAGCUCUGGAAGCGUAUAGGCGGGAGCAGAAAGGCAAGAAGGAAGCUUCAGAACAAAAGAAGAGGGACAAAGACAAAAAAACAGAUUCAGAAGAGCAAGACAGGAGCAGGGAUGAGGAUAAUGAUGAAGAUGAAGAAAAGCUGGAAGAAGAAGAACAGAAUGAAGAGGAGGAAGUAGACAACUAAUAGACUGGGCACUGUGGAAGCUACUGCUCUGGAGCAUGGUGUAUGUUUAUGUGAUGCUUUUCCCUGCUGGGCAGAGUGGUCUUAGGCACAAGUGCCUGGGGAGAUCAAAAUAGAAACUGACUAUAAUUAUCACCAAAACCAGCUUUUGACCGACUCAGAGCAUCUGAGCAGCAGAAUCCUCUGUUUGAUCUGUCUGAAGGGUAUUACAUUUUUUUGACAAGAGAGAUUCUGAAGAGCUAAUUAAAUUAGCAGUUUGUUAACUUGUUUACUUAUGUGUAUGGUUAUAUAGUUUUUUAAUCACCAGUCUUCCUGCCUCUCCAAAAAAAUAACUUCCAUGCUGCUUGCUGUGCUCCAGAUCACAGAGGCAGUGAAGACUCAGGAAAAAUUAGGACUUUGAUUAUGGGCAGCCAUAUUUGGUUUACAGUAUUAAAAAUUAGUAAGAAUGUUCAGAAUGAGCUGGGCAGAGUGUCACGUGCCUAUAAUCUCAGCUACCUGGGAGUCUGAGACAGGAAAAUCAUGAGUUUUGGGACCAACCUGGGCAACGCAAUGAGACACUGUCUCCCCCUCCCAAAAUUAGAUAAAAGAGGCUGAGUAUAUAGCUUGGCACUCCCUCAGACUGCUUAAAAUAAAAUAAUAAUCUGUUCUAUGGUUUCUUCACUUGACAGUAGCAUUGAGUUCUGUUUUCUCUAAAACUAUUUGGCUUGUGGCCCUUUUGUGUUGCCUGUAGGCAUCUGACCUGCUGGGGUAGCUGUACUCUGGGGCACAGUGUCCUCUUAAAAAUUAACAGUGUAGAUUGGAAGUCGUCAAACAAGUAAGAAUGCUUUACAAAACAGAUGGCUUAAUCCUAGAUUUACCUCACCCCUGCCACUAUACAGUUUAGGAUUUAUUGUCACCUCUUGAAGGUGUAAAAUCUUAGACUUUUACUGUGUGCAUCUCCCAAGUUCCUGCCAAGUUCGAGGCUUUAAGCACAAUGAUUUCCCUUUUUGCUUCUUGCUUUCUGUUUCUUUUCUGCCUCUUCUCUGCUUGGCAUUCGCACUUUCUUUCCCUUUCUAACUCAUUGGCAAAUGUAGCAAUUUAGAAUACCUGCUUAAUGACUCAAAAUGUUUAGUUCUAAUCCAUGUCUUAAAAAUGAUUUUGUGAGCCAGGCUUAGUGGCACACACCUGUAAUCACAGCACUCUCAGACUGAGGCAGGAGGUUCAAUCUGAGUUCAAGGCCAGCCUGAACUACUUAGUGAGGUCCUGUCUCAAAAAAAAGAUUUUGUAAACUUCUCUGAAUAUUGAGAAACUCUGAUGGUGUUCAGGAAUCUAACCCUCUAGCCCAAUCCCCUUGAACUGCUUCUAAAGUGUGUUGGCUUUUCUUAGUCUUUUGCUCUUUCCAUUCAGUGUUCCAGGUACCAGUUUGUCUCAACUGAGCACUCGGGAUUUGACAGGUAGUAUAGUUUGACACUGUUAACUUGUUAAAUGAAGUUUGUUCAUAAGUAACUGACGACUGUUGAGAUUCUAAUGCUUUGUACAAAUAAAGAACAUUUCUUGUUUAAA